CUCAAUUGCGACAUCAGGCCGCAAUAUUUGCCUUGUUGUCAUCACUCGCUCUUUUUUCUCUCUCUCUCUCUCUGUGUGUGUCUGUGUAUAUUCUAUUAUAUAUCUAGUCCGUGCGUCCUACCAUUUGCUGGAGAUUGUGCUACCGUAUAUGUCUAUCUUCCACUUGUCCAAAAGGCACAAAAGCUCACAAACAUCGAGACGGAUGGCGUCAUUGACAGUUAUCUUUUGUGAAAGUCAAAAAGUUUGAUACAUAAAAAAGCAACAUGCAGUAGCAGUCAGGAAACGUUUUAUAUUUAUUGGUUUCUCUCGCGUCUUCUUCCUUUUUUUCUCGCAUCCCCUUUUUUAUACUUGAUCCUUUUCCCGGGUUUAGUUUACGCUUUCACAUCAAAAGAAAGAAUGUCACUAGAAACGCAACCGUUGCUUCUGAAGCCGGAUGAGGUGUAUCGCGAUCGGUUAAAGGAAGGUGGAAUUAGCCUUGGACUGCUGACGUUUUGUCUUUGUACGGGGUCGAUUCUAGCGGCAGCUGAUAACUCGAUUGUCUAUACCAUUUUCACCGAGAUUGGCACCGAAUUUAAAAGCUCUAAUCUGACUGCGUGGAUAUUGACUUCAUAUUUACUCAGCUCAUCCGCCUUGCAGCCUUUAUAUGCCAAAUUAUCGGAUGUGUUUGGUCGUAAAACAAUUCUUCUGGUCGUGAAUAUGUUUUUCUUUAUCGGGUCAGCAGCUUGCGGCGCGUCCCAAAACAUUCUGCAGCUGUCGAUAGCCCGCGCCAUUGCUGGUUUAGGGGGCGGGGGACUCAUGUGCAUGGCUUCAGUUGUCAUUCACGACCUUGUCCCCAUGCGUCAACGAGGAAAAUACCAAUCCUAUGUCAACAUGACUCAAACAAUUGGAGGGGCAGUGGGUGCACCUUUGGGUGGAUGGAUCAACGAUACAGUAGGCUGGCGUACCUGCUUCUAUCUCAACUUACCCCCUUGCUUGUUUGCCCUGUACAUCUACUCCCGGCGUUUGCCUAAUUACAACAACUUGACCAAAGGACGUUUGGUGGACCAAAUCGAUGCUAUGGGCGCUGCUAUUUUGCUUGUUGCCAACUCGUGCUUUGUCCUCGGUACAUCUUCAGGUGGCAAUACACGUAAAUGGAGCGAUCCAUGGGUCGUGACGGUAUUGGGAAUCUCGGUCACUGCGUAUCUCGUGUUUUUCAUCAACGAGUUUACGUGGGCCAGGAACCCUUUGAUGUCUUGCAAAAUGGCCAAGAACCGCAAUGUCUUGGGCUCAUGUGCAAGCAAUUUCUUCUUGUGGGGGACAGUGACGGCGAUCAAUUAUGUACUCCCACAAUUUUUGAUGGGAAUUCUGGGAUAUAGCACAUCCUCUACUGGCUUUUGGGUUAUGCCUCGUACUAUUGCUAUCGCUACUGGAUGCUGGUGUGUUGGUAAAUACAUUGGUACUACUGGUCGCUACAAGAAUUACUUGGUCAUCACAAUGAUGCUCGAUAUACUCGCUGUCUUUGGCAUGAUCUUAUGGAAACCAACCACAGAUGACUUGCUAUUUAAGCUCAUGUGUAUGCUUAUGGAAGGAUUCGCUAUGGGUUCAGUGGCUGUUGGCACUAUGGUAUCGCUCGUAGCAGAUAUUGACCAUGAAGAUACGGCAUCGGCCACCUCCAUGAUUUUCCUGUUCCGUUCUACUGGUCUCGUCACUGGUGGUUCUAUCGCUGCUGCGAUUGUCCAGGGUAGCUUCAAAUCCCUUCUGGAGCAGACUAUCCACGGUCCUGACGCCAAGCAAAUUAUCGACUUUGUCCGAGGGUCCAUUGCUGACAUUGGAAAACUAAAUCCGGAGAUUCAGCGUAUAGUAAUAGAUGCUCUAUAUCGCUCUUUGAGAAGAUGUUUAGUGUACGGAUUUAUCAUGACAGUGCUAUCGUUCGUCGCAGUGGUAGCAAUGAAGAACUGUUACUUGCAAAAAAAGUAAAAGAGCAUGUAUUAAAAUAUCAAAGUUUAU
Zychaea mexicana is the source of this 1986-nucleotide messenger RNA. RefSeq names its product major facilitator superfamily domain-containing protein. Gene Ontology annotation, biological process: basic amino acid transport; transmembrane transport. Gene Ontology annotation, cellular component: fungal-type vacuole membrane. Lineage: Eukaryota; Fungi; Mucoromycota; Mucoromycetes; Mucorales; Lichtheimiaceae. Gene Ontology annotation, molecular function: basic amino acid transmembrane transporter activity. Bases 397 to 1956 code for a protein of 519 amino acids. The record is from RefSeq and is a predicted model, not a curated record. The transcript has 7 exons.